Molecule: messenger RNA, 850 nt
Organism: Panicum hallii
Lineage: Eukaryota; Viridiplantae; Streptophyta; Magnoliopsida; Poales; Poaceae
Exons: 1
Coding region: 71-319 (82 amino acids)
Source: RefSeq, a predicted model, not a curated record
CCCCCCCGUCUCGCCCUUUCCUCUCGCCCCGCCAAGCCAACCAGUGCGCGCCGCUGGAGUCGCCUCGCUGAUGGCCACUGAGACCAUCCAGGCUCCGGCUCCGGCCAUGCCGGCCGUGCCGGGGCGGGCCGCCGCAGGCGGUGCCGGCGGGAACGGCAGGGCGGGCCUGCCGCCGCCGCGGAGGGGCCAGAUCAAGGGGCGGAUCCUCAAGGACGUCGUGGCCGCGGUCACCGCCAUGGCCGCGGGCCUCGUCAAGAACGCCCGCGCCGGCGCCGGUGCCGGAGGCCUCCCCGCCUCCGAAGAAACCGGCGAGAAGUGAAACAGCCGAUCCUAGAAGCUGAAGAAGGACCCGCUUGCGUGUUCUCUCUUCCGUCAGUCCGACUCCGACGCCGCUCCCUCUGCUGCUAUCAUGCGCUCGUUUUAGUGCGCGCAGCAGAGGACCCGGGGGGCCAAAAAUUACUACGAAGCUCUCGUGAUUUCUCGUUUCUGCACUUGUUCCUGUCGAUCACGGAUGGAUCGGUUGCCGUAUUAGAGCUCGCGCUGAUCCAUCCGUCAUCCGUGGUCUGGUUUAGCUGGUCUGUGGUUCUUGUCCUGCCCAUGGUUUUUGUUUUGGGUUUCAGCUGCUGCUUUCAGGAGGUUACUGAGUUUUUUAAGAAAGAACCUCCUGCGGCUGCUGCUGUUCAGUCUUUAGCAAGUUUGUUCUGUUUGCUGGUGUUUGGUUGUAUAAGGUGUAGGAGGGAUCAGCGACUAUUAGGUCUGGUCCUUCCUUUUCUGUGUCACUAUUACCAACCCCUGCGUGGUGUAACUUUGCUUACUAUCUUGUCGAAUAAAUAGAGCUUCUUGUGUGAAA